Messenger RNA from Penicillium antarcticum, 786 nucleotides. RefSeq lists its product as uncharacterized. NCBI's taxonomy places the organism in Eukaryota, Fungi, Ascomycota, Eurotiomycetes, Eurotiales, Aspergillaceae. The coding region runs from base 1 to 786 and encodes 261 amino acids. The record is from RefSeq and is a predicted model, not a curated record. The transcript has a single exon.
AUGGACUCCAUGAGAUCUCUGAACACCUCUUUGCCGAGCUCAACACCCCGCCCGCAGCCUCCGGAACAACUCCUCCAACAAUUCAAAGCUGCCGCGUUGUCCGUCACCAACCUCUACAAGAAUGCCGUUUGUGAGCAAGCUUCGGCAAAGCAGGCUGGAUACCAGGAAGCGGUCGAGGAUCUCCUUCACUUCCUAGACCGCGAGAACCUCGGUCUUGGGGACGGAGAGGGGUGGAAAGUACGCCAAUGGGCAACCGAAAGAUGUGAUGGAACUGCAUCUCAGAGCAACGACGAGGAUGACCGAACCGAACACGACCACCGUGAUCGAAGUGCUACGCCCGCCGCUGCCCGCAAAGAAGCAUCUGAACCCACUGCCCGUCUGCCCCCCACCUCGGCACCUGCCCCUACUUCCAAGCCAGAUACCACCGCUCUUCCCACACAACCUACCGAGCCAAGUCCUCUCACCACUCCGGCAAUUUUCACAUUCUCCGCUGGUCCGACCUAUCCCCAAGAACUCGACAUGGAUGUCCAAUCCCCCGACAACUCAUCUGUACCGACGCAAGACGGUGCUCCCGUCAGCGUCUCAGUGAUGCCUCGCAACUCCCGGCCCCAUCACCGCCACAACAACCACGGACGACCGAACGCAAGACCCGCGGCGCGGGAGUCACCCGCUACUGUUGGGUCGAAGCGGAAAUUCACCUUCCCCGACUUCUUCGACUUAUCCGGACUCAACAACGGACGAGAUACUUUUGGCGGAGGCGGAGGAAAACGCGGUCGCUUUACCUAG